Messenger RNA from Talaromyces stipitatus ATCC 10500, 1544 nucleotides. RefSeq names its product phosphatidylinositol 3,5-bisphosphate-binding protein, putative. Gene Ontology annotation, molecular function: protein binding; phosphatidylinositol-3,5-bisphosphate binding; phosphatidylinositol-3-phosphate binding. Gene Ontology annotation, biological process: protein localization to phagophore assembly site; autophagy of mitochondrion; protein lipidation. The transcript is spliced from 5 exons. Gene Ontology annotation, cellular component: extrinsic component of membrane; cytosol; phagophore assembly site membrane. The record is from RefSeq and is a predicted model, not a curated record. NCBI's taxonomy places the organism in Eukaryota, Fungi, Ascomycota, Eurotiomycetes, Eurotiales, Trichocomaceae. The coding region runs from base 16 to 1149 and encodes 377 amino acids.
AUACGAUGCUGCAACAUGAAUACACGCCAGGUUAUCGAUGACUCGGCAGGGCCGGUCUCCCUGUCGGCAGCUUUCAACAGCGACAGUAGCUGCUUCUCGGUCGGACUAGAUACAGGUUUCUGUGUCUUCAACUCCGAUCCAUGUGAACUCAAAGUAUCUCGAGAUUUCAAUGCAGGUAUCGGCGUCGCAGAAAUGCUAGGGCAGUCCAACUACCUUGCCAUCGUUGGCGGAGGCAAACAACCGAAACUACCGCAGAACAAAAUGGUUAUUUGGGAUGACGUAAAACAAAAAUCCGUGAUCACGCUCGAAUUCCGCACCUCCGUCCUCCGAGUACGUUUAUCCAAAUCGCGCAUCGUAGUUGCCCUUCUUAACAGUGUCCAUGUCUUCGCCUUCUCCACACCACCAGAAAAGCUCUCAAUAUUUGAGACCACAGAUAACCCCUUAGGGUUGAUAUGUCUGGGCAAGAAGCUCUUAGCCUUCCCCGGCAGGUCUCCAGGACAAGUUCAACUGGUGGAGCUGGAGACGGGAAAUGUCAGUAUCAUUCCGGCGCACAGUACCAGUCUCAGAGCCAUCGUGCUUAGUCCAGAUGGGGAGGUGUUAGCUACAGCAAGUGAAGCGGGCACUUUGAUACGGGUAUUUUCUACCAGAAAUUGCGCAAAGAUCGCCGAAUUACGACGAGGCGUUGAUCAUGCCAUGAUCUUCUCCCUUGCCGUUUCCCCGUCAAACACGUAUUUAGCAGUCACGUCAGAUAAGUCAACGCUACAUAUCUUCGAUCUCCCUCAUCCUCGAACGCUAUCGCGACGCAGCCAAUCUCCGUCCUCAUACUCCGAGGACGGGGUGAACCAGAAAUGGGGUAUUCUGGGCAAGAUUCCUUUGCUUCCCAGGGUGUUCUCAGAUAUAUACUCGUUCGCAAGUGCCCAUUUCGAAAUUGGCGAUGACUUUCCCGGCAGUACACCUUAUAUUCCUCCUCUAGGCACAUCUGUCGGACGGCCAUCCAAAGGCGUUCUUGGCUGGACAGACGACCAAACCAUUUUGAUAAUUGGCGCUGGUAGAGAAGGUCGGUGGGAGAAAUUUGUCAUUCGUGAAGGUGAAGACGGCAAACGUUUCUGCGUCAGGGAAGGCUGGAAGCGCUACCUGGGAGGAGGAUGAAAUGAUCUCAGCCGGUAACAGAAUUUAACCCGAACUGUUGGCACACACCCAAGCAUUAUCGACCACCUGAACUCCCAGCUGUUCAACGAGUACAUAAUGCCAGCCCUUAUCGUUCACAUCAGGACAACCAAAUCUGGUCAUUGAAGGACCCACCGACGCCCAUGCAAUGCGAUUUAAGAAAUUUGCUUUUCCAGUCCACCACCGGAAUUGCUCUCGCGAUGUGUGAACCUUUGGAGUGUCGAAAUGUGCAUAACUUUGUCGAUCUUAUAAUUGUAGAUAUGUAACAAGAUUGUUCAAUAUGCUAUGCUUUUAAUCUCGUUCCCGUCUAGACCGUUCCCUAGACCUUUCUUGUCUUCGGUGAGGAGACUCUGAUCGUUCGCGACGGUGUCGUUCUC